AUGUACGACGAUGCAGAAUUGGAUACGACUUUCUCCGAAAGAGCUUGUCAGAUAUGGGUGCAUCCAACGGCACACAGCUCGGGAUCGAGUACCUUGCGGCCACGGCUCAAGAGAGUACGAGAUGGUAGACGCGAGGCUUUGGCAUUGGUUCUAACAGAAGAGCUUGAGAAGAAGAUUCAGACCGCUCUUGCAUUAGGUCGUGGUCACAUUCAUGCGGUACAGGACGUCAAAAGAUGGAAGCACGAAACGCGCUUGAAGCAAGCCGAUAACAAAGGUUCUUUGGAGUCGUUCACUCAUCGCUUUAACGCCAAGUGCGCAGAAAUACAGCCAAACAAAGAGCCGACCGAGUUCCAAAAGAAGACUUUGAAGAUGUUAGCCCAAAGUGUCGAGCGAACGAAAGCCAACCAAGAUAUCAUGGAUGAAACGAUAGCGAACUACGAUAGGGAUCUUGCGCGCGGUUUGAACAGGUGGCGGAAGGCUUGGGCCGACAUAGACAAGAUUCUAGCCAAAGUGUGGACAGAUGCAGGGCGGCUAGUACCCGACGACGAUUCAGAUGCGGACAACGAAAGGCCACCUAGAGCGACUGAGUCAAAGAACGAAGCCGGAAGAAACGGAGGCCGGGCGAAUAUACCUGGCGACAACUUGCCGUUAGCUGCACCGGUGGUAGAGCCCGCUCGACAAAGGCAGGCGGGAAGACGAAGAAGCGAUAUCUCGGAAUGGCAGAACAGUGUCGAAGCCCAAAGCCCCACGAACCUCGACAAGGGGAAAGGUGCAAGCAGACUAUUAGACGCACCAAUAACGCUGGAGACCGUCCGACAUCUCCGAGCUCGUCCCAAUACUCUGGUGAGCAUCCGCGAAGAAUGUAUCGGGCAUAUCCGUCGCGCCCGCCGCCGCCGCCGCCGCCGCCUCCCCCACCACCACGCCAUGGCAACGAUGUCUCCAUGCCCCGCCAUGCGCGACAACAAGCGCAUGAUCAUGACGCGCAUCGCGAACGACGGAACCGAAGUCGAUCAAGCAGUCCAGGACGAGAACGAGGUACAUCUAGAGACACACCAGAAUAUCGGGAACGUAGUCACCGCGAAAGUCAGCAGCAUAGGACUCACGAUGAAAGCGCCCGGAGGAUAA
Alternaria conjuncta is the source of this 1125-nucleotide messenger RNA. RefSeq lists its product as uncharacterized. The record is from RefSeq and is a predicted model, not a curated record. NCBI's taxonomy places the organism in Eukaryota, Fungi, Ascomycota, Dothideomycetes, Pleosporales, Pleosporaceae. The transcript has 2 exons. The coding region runs from base 1 to 1125 and encodes 374 amino acids.